Prorocentrum cordatum is the source of this 1461-nucleotide messenger RNA. The record is from the annotation of a GenBank genome assembly. Lineage: Eukaryota; Dinophyceae; Prorocentrales; Prorocentraceae.
AUGCCUCAUGGUGGCAAGGCCUCCCAGGCGGACAAGCACAAGCGUGCGCACCGCGUGCAGCAGGCUUCGUUGAAACGGAAGCCCGCUUGCGCGACUCUCCAUUCUAAGAAGUUGUCUGGCAUUCGCAGGGUGUCGUUGACGAAGGGGAGCCGCAUCAGCAAGAAGUCGAUGAUGAAGAAGGGUAGGGCGGCAACUAAAAAAGAGGCUCCUGGUCCAUCCUACAUUCCUCCGAAUCAGAAACAAGCUGAUCGCCCUUCUCUCGCCGCGCUACCUAUAUCCAAGAGGAUCGCCGUGGUCGACAUGGCGCGCAUCAGUCCCGAGCUCCUCGCGCGUAUCAUGAUAGAGAUCGGGGUGCUACCAGAUCUGGGGGGCGAGUGCACGGCGUGCCAGUGCGGCACAAUGGAGUUGAAGCUUCGGGGCGGCCAGUCGGACAAGGACAUCCAGGGUGGGGAGGGGGAGCCCAUGGGUGCGCGUUGUACGGGCAUGGGCGUGCGUUGUUCGCCCAUCAAGAGGCGCGAGUCGAACCUCGACCCGAAGGGCCCUCUGAAGGAGUUGUUCAACAAGGGCUCCGUGAACACCACCCGCACCCUCCUCGCCAUCGCCCAUGCAGCAACCCAGCAUGCCUCGGGCUACGAGUCGUCGGACGAAAUGGCUGUGCAGGUGGGGAUAUCGAAGAAUGCAGCCCAGCGCAUCACUAGUGUCGUGCGGUCCAUCUGCGCCCGCGUUGCCAAGGCUGAGCAGGACGACUUUGUGUGGCCUCGCGGGUGCCUCGUUGAGGCCGACGAGGCGUCAAUGCGCGCUUGCCGCGUGACUUGCCCGCGAGAUUGUUGUGAUACGACGUGCGGCGAGCACCCUUUUGGGCGUUACCGCAUAUUACAUCACCGAUUCAUGUGCGUGUGUCCUCGGGGACAGCGCCAACUGGCGAUGUUUUUCGAGCUGCCCCAGCGGACCUGCGCCGCUGGGGGAAGCGGCGUUUCACUCAGUGGGCCCGAGUGCGACGAGAUCCUCUCUUGGGUUCUCGUGCCUGGCAAUUUCACGCUUUUGACGGAUGGCGCGGGCGCGUACCAGUCCGUAGCACCGAAAAGCCGUGCUGCUUACAGCGACAAGAGCAAAGACCCUCCUCGUUUCAAUGCUGACCGCUUCAAGCUGCAUUAUAAGCAUCUGAAGCUAUCGCACGGCAUAGUUUCUCACGAUGCAGAACAGUGGGCCGUCGUCGACCGCGUGCGCGUCGUGCGCCCGAACGGGCGCACCGAGACUCUUCAUUUGAAAAAAGGCACGCAGUGUUGCGAUGGCCUCUGGCCUGAGAUGCGCGACAGCAUCCCAGACAGCGUCCACACUUCAGACUGGGAGCGUUGCCGCUCGUACUUGUGGGCUUGGGUGUGGCGCAUGCGGAGGUCAGGCAACGACCUGCUCCAGGAGUUUGGCCAGUCUGUUCGCAGGGAGAGAGGCUGCAUGCAUUAA